AUUAAAGUUUAUAAAUAAAGCCAAAAAUGGCAGACGAUGAACAAGAUCCUAAAGAAUAUCGCUGGGAAACUGGCUACGAGAAAACUUGGGAGGCUAUUAAAGAAGAUGAAGAUGGUUUGGUUCAAGGAUUGGUUGCCGAAUUUGCCCAAAAAGCCGCCCGAAAAGCGGUCACCAGUCGUCGUGGUCCUGUCAGACUUGGCAUGAUGCGUCACUUACUUGUAGCAAUUGAUUGCUCUGAAGCAAUGAGCGGUCAAGAUUUGAAGCCUAUGAGAUUUCUAUGUACACUUAAAUUAUUGGAGAAGUUUGUUGAAGAAUUCUUCGAUCAGAAUCCUUUAAGUCAACUUGGUGUUAUAGCAAUAAAAAAUAAAAGAGCUGAAAAGAUAACAGAACUCUCGGGAAAUAUUAGAAAACAUAUAAAAGCUGUGCAAGGGUUGUCUAAUAUCGCGUUAACAGGGGAACCGUCAUUACAAAAUACUUUGGAACUUGCUGCUAGGACUCUGAGACCUCUCCCAGGGCAUGCAUCUAGAGAGCUUCUUGUUUUAUUUGGGUCUCUGACAACGUGUGAUCCUGGAGACAUAAAUAAUACAAUACAGACACUUAAAAGUGAUGGGAUUAGGUGUUCGGUUAUUGGAUUAGCAGCGGAAGUUAGAAUAUGUAAAAAGCUAUGUCAAGAUACUGGUGGAGAAUAUGGGGUAGUAUUGGAUGAUGUGCACUAUAGGUCUCUCCUAAUGGAGCAUACAUCACCGCCAGCUAGGGCUCGCGCUUUGGAUGCUGGUCUUGUUAAAAUGGGCUUCCCUUACACUCCACCUGCAACCCAACCUGAUGCUGAUCCCCCAAUUACAGUGUGUAUGUGUCACCUGGAGGAGGGUGAGGGGGACGGCGAGGGGGGUGCGAGUGGGGAAGGGCACGUGUGUCCGCAGUGUCGCAGCAAGUAUUGCUCGCUACCGGCGCAGUGUCGCACGUGUGGCUUGACACUCGCCUCCGCGCCGCACCUCGCCAGGUCUUAUCAUCAUCUGUUUCCUGUAGACCCUUAUGAAGAAGUCAAAAAUGAGGGUCAGGCACAAUUCUGUUUUGGUUGUUUGAGAUCUUUUACGGAUCUUGAUAAACAGCUGUACCGCUGCUCGCGCUGCAGCGAGUUCUACUGCUGGGAGUGCGAGCACGUGGUGUCGAGCUCGCUGCACGUGUGCCCCGGCUGCGCCUCGCGUCCGCACCUCUACCAGCGCCUGCCGCAGGCCGACUGAGCGGACGAACGCGAUAUAACUUAACUCUUUGUUACUGUUAACUCCUUUUUAUUUUUGCGUUAUCUUCAUUGCCUCCUUCUCCCUUCCCUUUCAGUAGGUAUAAAAAGUUCGAAGGUAUGAAAAUUAAGAAGAAUUUCAGUUCACGUCGACAGCAUAAUACAUGAACGAAAUAAACUUUUUGUUACUA
Molecule: messenger RNA, 1428 nt
Organism: Melitaea cinxia (Glanville fritillary)
Lineage: Eukaryota; Metazoa; Arthropoda; Insecta; Lepidoptera; Nymphalidae
Gene: Ssl1
Product: general transcription factor IIH subunit 2
Exons: 9
Coding region: 27-1241 (404 amino acids)
Biological process (GO): nucleotide-excision repair; DNA-templated transcription; regulation of transcription by RNA polymerase II
Cellular component (GO): transcription factor TFIIH core complex; transcription factor TFIIH holo complex
Molecular function (GO): zinc ion binding
Source: RefSeq, a predicted model, not a curated record